UGCUUUUGCCUGUCGCUGAAGUCCGCGCUCGACUGAUCGUGUCUGCUCAUAUUAAUGAUGGCUCCGCUCGCUUCAUCAACACGUGAGUUAUUCACUGAAGCAGUUCGGGCGAUAUUGGAAGCCUGGUCGGUACUUCAAAUUGCAGUUGAUAAUGGUUUUGGUGGUGCUUACAGUCAGCAGAAGGCCGACUGGAUGGUGGAUGUGCUUCAGCAGUAUUUUCAUGACAAUGAUGACCUGCAGCAGUGUGAAGUGGAGGAUUUUAUCUCGGACCUGAUGAACAAUGAAUUUGACACUAUGGUAGAUGAUGGCAGCUUACCACAGGUGGCACAGAAGGUGUGUUUGAUGUACCAGCUGUGUGAUCAGGGCAAACUGACCGAGGUUAGAGAGCAGAUCAGCCAGCUGGCACAGAAAAAAAACACUGGGCGUGCAAAAGCCACAGCUGUGAAAACACCAGCAGGCGAUGAUGAGGAGGAAGAGGACAAUGAUGAAGAGGCUAUGGAGUGUGAUGGAGCUAGCGAUGGACCAUCAGUCAGCAGCACAGCGGUGAAGCAACAGCCCCCUCCUCAGGUUAUGAAUAAUGAUGAAGAGGAUGAUGGAUGGACAGUUGUGUGCAGGAAAAAGUGACUUUAAAAAACAUAAAUGAGUAAAAACUGAUAGUUAAGGGCUUUUGUGCCACUCUGGAUUUUUGUGUAUGUGGUUACAGAUGUGUUGUGAAACCCACUAUAUGCUUCCACUGAUGGAUGUCCUGCCAUUCAGUCUGUGCAGAUUCAAAUGGGAUAUUAUUACCUCACAGCACCCGGUGGAGAGAUUUUUAAGAGUAUAAACUAAAUCAGUUCAAACACACGUUGGUUAUAGUUAAAUUUUAGCUGGUGAAAAGUCUAGUUUGCUUUACAAAGGUGCAUUAUUUAUAUGCAUUAUUUACUAUAAUAACAUGUUGACCUGAUUAUGUUUCCAAACUCCUGUAUGCCUGUUAUUUAUAACGUGCUGUUGUCGCCCUCUAGUGGUCAUAACAGGAACGGCAAGAGAAAUAUUGACAAUUGCAGUUACUGGGUUUUUAAUUGAUUAUUCUUUAUUCGAAAUGUACUUAAUAAUUUUUAUUUGAUAAAUCUUAAAGGACUCGUUUACCCAGAAAUGUAAAUUCUGUCAUUUACUGACCUUCAUGUCUAUUUAUUUUGUCCAAGGAAAACACACUGCAUGUAAUAUGUUUGGGUCAGUUUUCCAAGUCAAAAAGUGCAUAAGGACCAUAAGUUUCAUAUUUUCUGAUUUUAGUCUUUGAAGAUAAGGUUGUGCAGUUUGCUUGGUGUUGAUCAAGCAAUUUGUCAUUUUAAUUUUAUUACAAGUUUUUCAUAUGAUAGUUUUCUGUAUGCAUAGCACACGUCAAACAUGAUGAGAUGCACAAUGGAAAACGUGUAAGAAAAUUAUAAACAGAAACUCAUGCUUCAAAAAGGAUAGGUGAACAAGAUUAAAUAGUCCAAUGUCAUCAGUUUACUAAAAUUGUUGCCAAAGUUUUGUCUCCGUCAAUGAUGAAUACAGCAUAUAGCAUUAUGGUCAGAUAAUCCGCACUGCAAAAAUUAUUUUCAAGAAAAAAAUCUUUGUAUUUUUGUCUUGUUUUCAGUAAAAAUAUCUCAAAAAUCUUAAAUUAAGAUGCUAUAUCUUGAUAAGCAAAACGACCCAAGAAAAUAGUCUAGUUUUUAGACCACAAAUAUAAAAUUUAAGUGAUUUUGUGCAUAAAACACGCAAAAAAAAAUCUGCCAAUGGGGUAAGCAAUUUUUUCUUGAAUUUUUUUUAAUUUAGUGUUUAAGAAAAAUGUUCAAGAAUUUUUUGCUUGAAUUUGAUAUUUUUGUUCUAAAAAACUAGACUUAUUUUCUUGAGUUGUCUUGCUUAUCAAGAAAAAGAAUUUUAAUUUAAGAAUUGUUAGAUAGUAUUUUUGUCUUGUUUUCAGUAAAAAUAAGACAAAAAUACCAAGAAAUUGUUUCUUGAAAAUCAUUUUUUGCAAUGUGUGCUUUUCACUUGAUUUUUAUUCAUACUCACUCCAUACAAAAAUAUCUUCCAUUCAUCACAGCUAUUUACAAAGCACAAAAUGUCUUCUAGCCCCAUACGGCAACAUGUAUUUUUAAUAUAUUUUGUAGAAAGUAAUGAUCAAUUAAAUAUAUUUUUGAAUUUGAAUAUUUAAUUUGAACCUUCAUAUAUCAACAUUUGAAAAUGUUUUUCAAGGCCAAUCAAAUAUAUUUCUAAUUUUACAUCCCAUAUGGCAAAAAAUAUAUUCUUUGCCAGAAUUUAUUUUAAAUAAAUGCUAAAUACCUGUUAAUUUUAUAAAGUAUAUUUAAGUUGAAAAUAUAUUUAAUUUGAACCUUUUUAAAACAUUUUUGCAGGUUCGUAAAAAAGUUUUUUUCCAAUGCGAUUUUUUUUUAUUGAAGUAUGUGCCAGCAGCCAUAUCACCCUGUAGCCCAAGACAGCCUGCCCACUGAAGCUAAGCAGGGCUGAGCCUGGUCAGUACUUGGAUGGGAGACCACCUGGGAAAACCAGGUUGCUGGUAGAGGUGUUAGUGAGACCAGCAGGGGGUGCUCACCCUGUGGUCUGUGUGGGUCCUAACACCCCAGUAUAGUGACGGGGACACUAUACUGUCAAAAAGCACCGUCUUUCGGAUGAGACGUUAAACCGAGGUCCUGACUCUCUGUGGUCAUUAAAAAUCCCAGGAUGUGCUUCAAUAAAGGGCGGUUCCCCGGCAUCCUGGCCAAAACUUGCCCAUUGGCCUACUAAUCAUCCCUCAUACUAAUUGGCUAUAUCACUCGGUCUCCUCUCCACUAAUAAGCUGAUGUGUGGUGGGCGUUCUGGCGCAAUAUGGCUGCCGUCGCAUCAUCCAGGUGGAUGCUGCACAUUGGUGGUGGUUGAGGAGAUUCCCCUGUUCAUAUUUAAAGUGCUUUGACUACUGAGAAAAGCGCUAUAUAAAUGUAAGGAAUUAUUAUUAAAUAAAAUACUCUGAUAUCA
Molecule: messenger RNA, 2988 nt
Organism: Paramisgurnus dabryanus
Lineage: Eukaryota; Metazoa; Chordata; Actinopteri; Cypriniformes; Cobitidae
Source: RefSeq, a predicted model, not a curated record